Molecule: messenger RNA, 2044 nt
Organism: Rhododendron vialii
Lineage: Eukaryota; Viridiplantae; Streptophyta; Magnoliopsida; Ericales; Ericaceae
Product: UDP-glycosyltransferase 88B1-like
Exons: 1
Coding region: 244-1665 (473 amino acids)
Molecular function (GO): UDP-glycosyltransferase activity
Source: RefSeq, a predicted model, not a curated record
UUUUUUUUUUUUUUUUGUGAGUUGAUCAGUGAUGGAUUUGGUUAGUCUUAUACAAAAGUACUAUUAUUACAUGUAUGUAUUUAUAUGCAAAGAUGAAGCUAUUCUAUCAUCUCAAUAUAAUUUCUCACCAUACACCUCUCUCUCUCUCUCUCUCUCUCUCUCUCUCUCUCUCCAAAUAGUCAUCGCAAGUAACCGAGUAUCCGUGACCUUGUCUCUGUAUAUCUCUUUCUACAGACAGCAGUCAUGGAGGAUGCUGUAAUUCUAUACCCAUCUCCGGCCAUCGGCCACCUUAUAUCCAUGGUAGAGCUUGGAAAGCUUAUACUUACCCACUCUCCUUCUCUCUCUAUCAUGAUCCUCGUCACUCCCCCACCAUACAAUGCCGGCUCCACUUCUCCUUACAUCAACCAUGUCUCCGCAACCACCAGUUCCAUCACCUUCCACCACCUCCCCGCCGUCUCUCUCCCUCCCAACAACUCUCCCCACCACGAAACCCUAGCCUUCGAACUCCUCCGCCUCAACAACCCUAACGUCCACCAAGCCAUCACAUCCAUCUCCAAGACUAGCACAGUUCGUGCCCUUAUCAUGGACUUCUUCUGCUAUCCAGGCCUCUCCGUUGCUGCAGAUUUUAACCUCCCUGCCUACUUCUUUUUCACUUCCGCUGCUUGUAGUCUUGCUGCUUUCCUUUACGCCCCCGUUAUGCAUCGGACCUUUACCAAGAGUUUUAAAGAUCUCAACACUAAUCUAGACAUUCCCGGUUUGCCACCGAUGCCCUCGGCUGACAUGCCGAAGCCGUUGCUCGACCGGAACGAUAAGGCCUAUGAGGCCUUCUUGAAUUCGUCAACCCACACGACGAAAUCAGCUGGGAUUAUUGUCAACACGUUUGAAUCGCUCGAGCCAAGAGCCAUCAAAGCAAUUUCGGCCGGUCUCUGUGUGCCGGACGAGGAACUUACCCCGCCACUUUAUUGUAUUGGACCACUGGUUGCAGCCAAUAAUCAGGCUGGCAGCGACGAUGGCAGCUCGAAUGAGUGUCUAACGUGGCUGGACUUGCAACCCAGUCGAAGUGUUGUGUUUCUCUGUUUUGGCAGUAUGGGGUUGUUUUCGGCAGAGCAAUUGACUGAAAUUGCUGUUGGGUUGGAGAGAAGUGGGCAGAGGUUCUUGUGGGUGGUUAGGAGCCCGCCAUCGGAGGACCAAAGCAAACGAUUCUCACCACCUGAGCCCGACUUGGACGUUUUACUCCCAAAAGGUUUCUUGGACCGGACGAAAGCGAGGGGGCUUGUGGUGAAGUUAUGGGCUCCCCAGGUGGCCGUGCUGAAUCACGCCUCGGUUGGUGGGUUUGUGACUCACUGUGGGUGGAACUCGGUGUUGGAAGCACUGUGCGCGGGGGUGCCGAUGGUGGCCUGGCCGCUCUACGCGGAGCAGAGGUUGAAUAGGGUGGUUAUGGUGGAUGAAAUGAAUCUGGCUCUGCCGAUGAAGGAUUCAAAAGACGGGUUUGUGACAGCGGACGAAGUGGAGAAGCGAGUUAGCGAGCUGAUGGACUCGCAAGAAGGGAAAUCGGUGAGGAUGCAAGUCUCGAAAAUGAAAGCCGCUGCAGAGGCAGCCAUGAGCGAAGGCGGGUCGUCUCGAGUUGCGUUGUCCAAAUUGGUAGAGUCAUGGACUCGAGGCUGAGACAAAUAGAGCAGAAUCAAUAAAACAGUUAUUUUGUGCCGGGUUGAAGCCCCUGUGGUAGAUGUAUUGUUACGGUAUUUGAAUAAAACUAAGGUUUUGAAAUACUACCCUCUGCAUGCAUAAUUUUGGUCUUUUAACUUGGAGAAGCAGUAAACGUUUUGGGUUCGUCGGCAAAGCAAGAAAGCACAAAUGGUUUGGGAAAUGAAUCUCAAAUGAGGCGUCUAAAUGGUUCAGAUUUCACCCCAGCAUGGAUGUUUGCUUGACGUUUUACUUUUUUUAUGUUCUGUAUUUUGAUUUUCUGUAUCCGAGGUUGUUUGAAUCAGUACUUGUUUUAUGUUAUGUAUUUGAUUUUCUGUAACUAAGGUUGUUUAAAUCAGCA